AUGAGUAUUGGAGCAAAGUCCCAGUCGUCGUCUCAACACAUCUCCUGUGGCUGCUUCGCGGCCACAGCAUCAGCUAUCGUGGUGUUUGGUUGGCUCAACCAGGGCCGUUGUGGCACGCGCUGCCGUAUCGAGCGCCAAGUGAUUCACCAGCUUGAAAUUGCUCCCAUGAAGUUCACCAACAAGGACCUCUGCUCCCUGCUCUUCACCGACUUAUCUCCGAGUCAAUCUCGGUGCAACACCUGUAGCAAGGUGUACAAGAGCGGCAAUGGCUACACCAAUCAGGUGCAUCAUUUGCUCAAGCACCACCCCGACUAUCACGACUUGGCCGUGGCUGCAUUUCGCAAGGGCAAUCGGUUUGGUGUGACUCUUCCAGACCAGCGCACCAACGACAUUUUUCGAUGGAUUGAGUGGUGCGUAAUGGAGCGCAUGCCCGUCAGUUUUUGCGAGCGCCCACUUGUUCGCAAAAAUGUGAAGAUGGACCCUAUUUCUGCUGAGACGCUGCAAAAGUAUCUAGACCUGGUGUAUUUGCAUCCUUAG
Messenger RNA from Phytophthora nicotianae INRA-310, 537 nucleotides. RefSeq lists its product as hypothetical. The transcript has 5 exons. NCBI's taxonomy places the organism in Eukaryota, Oomycota, Peronosporomycetes, Peronosporales, Peronosporaceae. The record is from RefSeq and is a predicted model, not a curated record. The coding region runs from base 1 to 537 and encodes 178 amino acids.